Chanos chanos (milkfish) is the source of this 1640-nucleotide messenger RNA. It is a transcript of the gene porcnl, whose product is annotated as porcupine O-acyltransferase like. Gene Ontology annotation, biological process: Wnt protein secretion; lipid modification; protein palmitoylation. Lineage: Eukaryota; Metazoa; Chordata; Actinopteri; Gonorynchiformes; Chanidae. Gene Ontology annotation, molecular function: palmitoleoyltransferase activity; Wnt-protein binding. The record is from RefSeq and is a predicted model, not a curated record. The transcript is spliced from 13 exons. Gene Ontology annotation, cellular component: endoplasmic reticulum; membrane. Bases 158 to 1507 code for a protein of 449 amino acids.
UAAAAGUUGGGCAUGUUAUUACAGUAUCUGGAAAAGUAGGAUGACACAUUUGUGUCGGGAGUUAAACACUACUUCCGGGGUAGACCCUGCAGCUUACUGAGGUAGCGUACACUAAAAUCCAGGCUUUCGUGCCUGACAGCAUUCUGUUGGGGUUGCCAUGGCAUCGUAUGGGCGACAAGAGUUCCUACAGGCACUAGCAGAAGGCUGUAUAAUCCCCACUGUACAUCAAGGCCUGGAGCAGGUUUGGCAGCUGCUACUGGUCUGCCUCCUUUGUCGCCUCAUCUGCAGACUGGGUCUGUCGUCUAACGUGAAGCACCUUACCUCCCUGGUCGGAGGGCUCUAUGUUCUGUACCUGUUCUUCGAGCAGCACAUGGUGUGGGUGAUUAUGCUCAGUCUGCUCUGCUACCUCAUUCUUGUCCUAUGCCAACGCUCGAGCGUCCGAGGUGUCUUCCUCUCCCUCGCCAUCCUCAUCUACCUCCUCAUGGGAGAGCUGCACUUGAUAGAGCCUGCGACCUGGCAUAAAAUGAGAGGCUCGCAGAUGGUGGUAGCGAUGAAAGCCAUCUCUCUGGCCUUUGACCUUGACCAAGGUACUGUACCCUCCUUUCCGUCCUCUCUGGAGUUCAUGGGAUACAUCUGCUUUGUGGGAACCGUUAUAUUUGGUCCUUGGAUUAGCUUCACCAGCUAUAAAGAGGCUAUGAAUGGCCGCAAAAUGAGUCUCCUGUGGUUUGCCAAGAUUGCUGGAGGCUUUGUCAAGAGUCAGAUCUGCUUGGUUAUAUCAAACUGCAUUGCUCCCUAUCUCUUUCCUUACUUCAUUCCAAUCUAUUGGGAUGGUCUACUGCGCAAGUGGCUUCAUGCCUAUGAGAACGCUUUAUCCUUUCACUUCAGCAACUACUUUGUGAGUUACCUGAGUGAAAUAACGACUGUCAUGGCUGGUGCUGGAUUCACAGAACAUAAGGACAACCUCAAAUGGGACCUGACAGUUGCCAAGCCGCUCAACGUGGAGUUGCCCAGGUCCAUGGUAGAGGUCGUGACCUCGUGGAAUCUUCCCAUGUCUCGCUGGUUAAACACGUAUGUUUUCAAAAGUGCACUGAAACUGGGCACGUUUCCUGCCAUUUUGGUUACCUACACUGCCAGUGCAUUGUUACAUGGUCUCAGUUUUCAUCUUGGAGCAGUGCUUUUGUCUCUUGGUUUUAUCACCUAUGUUGAGCAUGUUCUGAGGAAGCGUCUGGCAGCCAUCUUCAGUGCCUGUAUUCUGUCAAAACGCUGUCCAGCUGAUUGCCAUCAUCAGAACAAGAAGAAUGUGUGGGUGUAUGCGGUUAAUCUGGCCUUCAGCGCUCUAUCCAUAUUUCAUCUGAUGUACCUGGGCUCUCUGUUUGACUCUGAUGCGGAUAACAUGGAUGGAGAGCAGGGUUACAUGGCCAGUCAUACCAUUCAGAAGUGGUCGGAACUAAACUGGGCCAGCCACUGGGUGACUUUGGGGUGCUGGGUCUUCUAUUUGCUUAUUUAACGAGGACACAAUCAUGAACUGAAAGCAGAAUCAUGUUAUCUAUCCUUCGAGAAGGGACUAAACAGGACCUUGUGGAUGAAACUGAUCACUGGCUCUCCAUGCCAUGCUAACUGGGCUAACUGGACUUCUGCUG